AUGAGCGAAAAUUCUAUAACACACUACAACCUAAGAUCAAGAAAAGAGGACGACACAUCGAAAAGUGGAGAAGACAUUUCUUCGACUGGACAUCUAAGGCGAUUGAGCAUUGAAUCCUCAAGUGACUCCAAACACAUAGAGCCCGAAAUGGCGGAUGCAAAUCGGACCUUAAAGGAACUUGCAGCUCCAACUUUUGUUCAACCUCUAUGCAUUCAAUAUCCUCAAGUAGAGGUGGGAUUUGAACUAAAGUCCGGGAUGAAUUAUCUAUUUUCCACAUUUCAUGGAUUCGCGGAAAAGGAUCCAAAUAAGCAUUUGAAGGAGUUUUAUGUGGUUUGCUCAAGCAUGAAACCUACGGGCGGUCUUAUUACCACGUGGAAUGAAAUGCAAAAGCUCUUCUUGGAGAUGUAUUUCCCAGCUUCAAAGGCUACAAACAUCAUAAAAGAAAUCUGUAGCAUUCGGCAAUCUCAAGGGAAAAAUCUCUACGAAUAUUGGGAGAGAUUCAAAAGGCUAUGUGCUAUAUGCCCAAACCACCAAAUCAGUGAGCAAUUACUUCUACAAUACUUCUAUGAAGGAUUGCUCCCGAUGGAGAGAAGUAUGAUUGAUGCGGUCAGUGGAGGAGCUUUAAUGGAUAAAACACUGGCAGUUGCUAUGGAUUUGAUAGCCAACAUGGCCACAAACUCACAACAAUUUGGUAGUAGAGAAGUGGCACCGGUUAAACAAAUAAGUGAGGUAGGAGCAACCUCUCAAAUUGAACGACAAUUAGCUGGUCUUACAUCGCUUAUGCAACAAAUGGCACUUGGGACAAUGCAACAAGCAAAAAGCUAUGAUCCAUAUGCUAACACAUACAAUCCUGGAUUUAGAGAUCAUCCUAAUCUCAGUUAUGGAGGAAAUCAUUUCAUAGCUCCACAAUCACAGUUUAAUCAUCCCCCGGGGUUCAAUCAACAAAGACAAAGACCUCAAUCAAGAAUUUGGAGACAACAAGUGAGGCAAUUGGCCAACACGGUGGGUGAAUUGGAGGCUCAAGGAUCGGGAAAACUUUCUUCUCAAGCAAUCAACCUGAGAGAAAAUGCUAGUGUUGUGACACUAAGAAGUGGAAAGAUUUUGGAAGAGGCACCAAGGAAAAUGAAAGAUCAAAUUGAAGAAUCAACACAAGAAAAGAAUUUAGUAUGUGGAAAAGAUGAAGCUACGACUCCAACUGCGGGAUCUAAUGUAGAAUCUAAAUGUUCUAUUCCUACUUAUGUUCCCUCCAUUCCAUUUUUUGGCAGGUUUGCAAAGUCUAAAAAGGAUGAACAUGAGAAAGAAAUCUUGGAAACUCUUCGCGAGGUUCAAGUAAACAUACCACUUUUAGAUGCAAUUUAUCAAGUGCCUCGUUAUGCAAAGUUCCUCAAGGAUUUGUGCACUAACAAGCAUAGAUUGAAAGGGUGUGUUGGAGGAUGUUUUGGUGAAGGCAAAUCAAUUGAUUUUUCCACAGAUUUCUACGUUCUUGACAUGCAAGAUGAACCAACAACUUUAUUGCCACCGUUACUCUUGGGAAGACCAUUUAUGAAGAUUGCGCGUAUAAAGAUAGAUGUGUAUGCUGGUACAUUAACAAUGGAGUUUGAUGAUUCAUUAGUACAAAGAGUUUUUGAAUUAUCAAAUGAAGAUGUAUUGGAUACCACUUUGAUUAAAAGCAUUGAUGCUAACAAUCUCACCGGGUUGAGCAAGAAUUUAUAA
Molecule: messenger RNA, 1713 nt
Organism: Olea europaea var. sylvestris
Lineage: Eukaryota; Viridiplantae; Streptophyta; Magnoliopsida; Lamiales; Oleaceae
Exons: 6
Coding region: 1-1713 (570 amino acids)
Source: RefSeq, a predicted model, not a curated record